AUGAACGGCAUGAGCUACUAUCCUCGCCAGUAUACCAGCGAGGAUCUUCAGCGGCUACAGGCCGGCAACAACGGCGGUAUGAUGGACAUGCUGGGCCCGAACGGCUUACAGUCGCCCGGCGUGGCUACAGCCCAGUCGCUGGACGACAUUGUCAGCUCGAACUCAGAUGCGAUGCGAAGACGGAGCAUGCCGUUGCACUAUGGCAACGCAUCGAACCCCCUCGACGCCAACCUACGGCGAGUGUCGAUGAUGGAAUUUAGCGGCGCAUCUUCUGGCGGAGCGUUGGACGCUUUCCAGUUCAGCCCGUCACCUAGAGACGGUAUGGAUGACACGCAGGGCUUUGUGGGCGUCGAAGGGUCGCAUCCCCGGCGAAGUGGAGAGAGACGCCGUUCUGGGGGAAACCUGAUACUCGACACGCAGUUCCCGAAUCAGGGGUCGCCAUAUGCUAAUAUCCCCCCUCCUGGAUCUGCAUAUGCAUCCCCCAUGCAUACCAAUGCAGCUUUCGAUCUCGACAUGACCAAUCCGUACAUACCUACCAGCCUAUCAAUGUCCAUGGACCUGACGGGUUCGGCGCUACCUAAUUCGAUGAUUCCCAAUCAAGUCACGCCUCCCUUGAAUAUGUUUUCUCAGCAACAGUUCCAGUCCCCCAUUAUACAUUCUCCUUUGCAUCAGAGCUUCUCUGGGUCGAUACAAGGACCUCCUCAGGACCCAGGCGGCGGCAACGCGGACCGCAAGGAGCAGUUUGCGAAGCCAGAUAGUCAGAUUACAAGACCGGACUUGCAAAGCUCACGAACCACCAGUGGAGAGCAAAGUAUCAGAUCAACAUCUCGCCGGCAAAGUGGGAGUGCCUCCACUCAGGGGCAACCGGUGCAGGCAGAGAGCCAUUCGCAGGGCUCUGACCCUUCGUCUCAGAUAAAGCAGCAUUUGGAUGACAUGGAUCCAAGCAAGUUUCCCUGGCAACUACCACAAAGCAGUCUUCCAUCCACCAUGAAUCAGAAUCCGCACACGAACCAUACCCAAUGGAAGAAUAUAUACUCAUCCACCGGGUUUGAUAUGCUUGGCGUACUGAUGCGAGUGGCCACAAGGCCGCACCCUGAAAUCAACAUAGGCUCCGUCGACAUGUCCUGUGCCUUCGUGGUCUGCGACGCCGAAAAAGACGACAACCCCAUUGUAUACUGUUCGGAGAACUUCGAGCGACUCACCGGAUACAACAAGCACAUGAUCCUUGGACGGAACUGCCGGUUUCUGCAAUCACCGGACGGCAAAGUUGAGGCGGGCGUGAAGCGAAAAUACGUUGACGACAAUUCAGUCCUCUAUCUCAAAAACAUGAUCAAUUUGAGGAAGGAAGCUCAGAUUAGCUUGAUCAACUACCGUAGAGGCGGACAACCUUUCAUGAAUCUGCUCACUAUGAUCCCAAUCACAUGGGAUACGGACGAGGUGAAGUUUUUUGUGGGUUUCCAGGUCGAUCUUGUGGAGCAGCCAAACUCGGUCACCAACAGGAAUCCUGAUGGGUCCUGUUCAAUCAACUAUCAGCGUGGUUUCAGUAUUCCGAGGUACACUAUACCUGCUCCGGAAAAUACUGGAGCAAUGGACCUCGGCCAGACUGUCCCACGAGACGACGUUUCAACCGUACUAAGCACGAUUGGUACGGGCGAAUCCGAACUAUCACGGCGAAUCUGGGAUAAGGUUGUGCUAGAGAACACCGACGAUGUUGUGCACGUGCUGUCACUGAAAGGCCUGUUCCUCUACCUUUCGCCGGCAAGUCGAAAGGUUUUGGAAUACGAGCCGAGCGAGCUGGUUGGCACUGCGCUGUCCUCCGUCUGUCAUCCUAGCGACAUUGUUCCGGUAACGCGGGAACUCAAAGAAACUUCGAACGGAGCCUCGGUCAACGUCGUCUUCCGCAUCAGGCGAAAGCAUAGCGGAUACACGUGGUUCGAAGGACACGGUUGCCUGCACACGGAACAGGGCAAGGGCCGCAAGUGUAUCAUCCUCGUUGGGCGCGAGCGGCCUGUAUAUGCCCUCAGCAAGACCGACGUCGUAGCGGCUGGAGGCAUUGGCGACAACGAGCUGUGGAUGAAGAUGUCGACUUCCGGAAUGUUCCUCUUCGUCUCGUCCAACGUUCGGCAGCUGUUGGACAGGCAGCCAGACGAGCUUGUCGGCACAAGCAUCCAAGUACUAAUGCGACAGGACUCGAAGCAGAAAUUCGGGCGGAUCCUAGAGCUUGCACGCGCUGGAAGAAAGGCUCAGAUCAAACAUGAAAUGAUCAACAAGCGUGGUCAAGUCCUUCAGGCGUUCACGACACUCUACCCAGGAGAUGCAGUGGAGGGCCAAAAGCCGACUUUCAUCGUGGCGCAGACCAGACUGCUGAAAUUCUCGCGAGGCGGGAGUGGCGCGGCACAGAGACCGCCGCUGUAUCACAGGCCGGAACAGGAGUCCAGCGGCUCGAUAAAUUCGCUGCCAUCGACGGCGUCGCACGGUACUGGCAGGAUGCCCAGUACGCUUGGCAGCGAAAGCACGCUAGCUUCAGGCAUAUCCGGCAGCCAAUUUGUCUCGACGGAGGGCGCUCCAGCGACGUUCGCCGGACAUAACGGUCUUGCCAUCGGACAUCAAGACGAAAGCUUAGCCUCGGAGGAGAAUGUCUUCGACGAGCUCAAAACCACGCGUAGCACAAGCUGGCAGUAUGAGUUGCGACAGAUGGAGAAGCGUAACCGGUUGUUAGCGGAAGAGGUACAGAGUCUGCUCGCAGCGAAGAAGAAGCGGAAGAGGAGAAAGGGCGCGGGCCAGCUGCAGAAGGACUGCGCAAACUGCCACACCAGAGUGACGCCGGAGUGGAGGAGGGGACCGAGUGGGAACAGGGACCUCUGCAACAGCUGCGGCCUGCGAUGGGCCAAGCAGAACGGCCGUGUCUCUCCCCGCACCUCGUCACAGCAAUCCGUCCAAUCCGCCCACAGCGACAAGGCAAGCAAAGCCUCGGCCGGAGACACCUCGCCACAGCAUGCGAAUGUAAGAUUGCCAAACUCCAACGAAAUUGGCCAGUCAACCAUGCCCUCGACGGUGCAGACGACCGAUCCCAAGCUGAGCGCGCAGCAGGCUCAGAACGACAGCCAUGCUGCCAAGGUCGCGAGGAUGGAGGUCCAGGCGAGCCAGGGUUUCGCGGGCGGCAUACCGCCUAAGAUUGAUGAGGAUGUGGAGCCGGAUUGA
Coniosporium apollinis CBS 100218 is the source of this 3201-nucleotide messenger RNA. RefSeq lists its product as uncharacterized. Gene Ontology annotation, biological process: regulation of DNA-templated transcription. The transcript has 5 exons. Gene Ontology annotation, cellular component: nucleus. The coding region runs from base 1 to 3201 and encodes 1066 amino acids. NCBI's taxonomy places the organism in Eukaryota, Fungi, Ascomycota, Dothideomycetes. Gene Ontology annotation, molecular function: protein binding; zinc ion binding; sequence-specific DNA binding. The record is from RefSeq and is a predicted model, not a curated record.